ACCAAUCAGAAGCCUCAAGACAUGUGGCGUCAACAACAAGGCAUCGUUCCUUAGCAGCUCCCUUCUUGGCUAACGCGGGCAGCUAAUCUCAGUUAUGGUCCACCACCACCAAUGUUUCAUCUGGUAAAAAAGAUGGUGCUUGGACUGACUCAUCUGGCUCUGGACGGGUUGGAACCAUGGAGGCUCCUCGGAUGUUACACACUAACCGGUGUUGCAGAGGUGCAUCGAAACGAGUGAAGUGCUUGUGACACUGAUGCCAGCAGAGAGCAAUCAGGAUGAGUGGAGCUGGAGAGCACACGGACAUCCUGGCAGUAGGAGAUGUGGUCAGGGACAGGUGGAAAGUGGUCAAGAAGAUAGGAGGAGGUGGCUUUGGGGAGAUCUAUGAAGUCUUGGAUCAGCUGAGCCAGGCCACUGUUGCUUUGAAGGUCGAGUCGGCUCAGCAACCCAAACAGGUGCUAAAGAUGGAGGUGGCAGUGCUAAAGAAGCUUCAGGGAAAAGACCAUGUUUGUCGCUUUGUUGGCUGCGGCAGGAACGAUCGCUUCAACUACGUAGUGAUGGAGCUGCAGGGGAGAAAUCUGGCGGAUUUGCGUAGAACGAUGACCCGCGGUACCUUUUCCAUCUCCACAACUUUGAGGUUGGGCAAGCAGAUUUUAGAGGCCAUCGAGAGCAUCCACUCAGUGGGCUUCCUGCACCGUGACAUUAAACCUUCAAACUUUGCAAUGGGACGACUUGCCAGUACCUGCAGAUGCUGCUAUAUGCUGGAUUUUGGAUUGGCUCGACAGUUCACCAACUCUAACCAAGAAGUCCGUCCACCUCGUCCUGUGGCAGGUUUCAGAGGAACGGUGCGAUAUGCCUCUAUCAAUGCUCAUAAGAAUAAGGAGAUGGGUCGCCAUGAUGACCUGUGGUCCCUCUUCUACAUGUUGGUUGAGUUCUUGGUCGGACAGCUUCCCUGGAGAAAAAUUAAAGACAAAGAACAAGUAGGAAACUUAAAGGAGACGUAUGAUCACCGGCUCAUGCUGAAGCAUCUUCCUUUAGAGUUCAGCAGCUUCCUGGAUCACAUCUUAACCUUGGAUUACUUCACUAAACCCGACUAUCAGCUCCUGAUGUCCAUGUUUGAGAAGGCCAUGAAGAGCCACAGUGUGCUGGAGAACGACCCCUAUGACUGGGAGAAAUGUGAUUCAGAGGAUGUGCUGACCAUCACUGCUGCAACGAACACUGCUCAGCAGCUCACUCGCCUCACCCCAGCUUAUCUCGGCAUGGCCAACGCUUCAGUGCUGCCAGGCGACCUACAGAGAGAAAACACAGAGGAUGUCCUUCAAGGGGAACGCCUAAGUGAUGCUGACAACUGCCCCCCCAUCCCCACACCCACCACUGCGGGUGUAGACGUGUGGGAGGAGAUGGACCGCAACCGCAACCAUAAACAUCCUCAAUCAAUGAUCAGGAAGGUAGUGAGUGAGGAUGAACACAGUCAGAACAAGGGGAACCAGAGUCCUAACACUGGCUCCAUGCAGAGUUCGCCAAGACGGGUGCGAUCAGAGACGAUGUUCCUAGACCGGGCUGCACCGCUGCUCCGCAGGAUGAGGCACAGCCAGAGCUUGGCGUUCGAAAAGAGACUGGCGCCUGAACCCAAGCCCACCAUUGAACGCUUCCUUGAAGCUUAUUUGGGGAAACAGCGCCCCGUCCUUUGUCAUGUUGGGGAGAAAUCCAUACCUGAGAAUGGAAAUGGGCAGCAGACGCCUUCCUGCAACGAGGAACAAUCUGGCACAGCGACUACCGACCCCGAGGAAGCCGUGGCCAGCAGCGGCUUUGUUGCUGUGAACUUUAGCCCUCUGCCUCAAGAGGCCAACUCUCAUGAGUGGGUGAUGCUGGAGUUGGAGCAGGUCAGUAACUCAGCAGGCCAUCCUCAGGCAGAAACCCAAUGUGAGGACAAGUCAGGCCCCUGUGGUACCAGUAGAGCUGAGAAUCAGCCCUCUAAGCAGCAAGACGGCCAGACCAGUCCUGUAGUUCCCAGUAGCCCCGUCCUGUCGCAGAUGACCGUGCCCCGCACGUGGUUACUGGGCCACCGGAGGCUGCCUGGGAUGCUGGGACAGAUGCCUUCUGUCUUGAUGGGGAGGUCACAGAUGGAGCAGUCCUCCAGCAGUGCACCACUGUCGCCUGUAAGGAAGAGUGAUGCAGCUCUUGAAGUCCCGAGCUGUAAAGCUGAGGAACUCGCUGAGGAAAGCUCAGACAGGAGGAGGUUGGACUCAGUGCCAGAGUUGAUCCCUGCCAAAGGCCCCACGUCUCACCUGACCAACGACAGAGACCCAGAGAGUGAUUCUGGUCUGCCUGACCGCUCCUCAGAGCCGAAUCAGCAGCCUCCAGCUGACACAGCAGGAGGCGCCGUGGAGAGCACUGUCACAGUCUCCUCUUCUCCGCCUCCUGCUCUGAUCAAACGAAGAGACUCUCCGUCAUCUCCGAGACUGAGCCGAAUCCCAGUGCGAGAUCCCAGUAAUCCCCUGGACUCUCCAAGCAGGGACCUGAACGCGGAGCGGCGCCACCGCUGGAGCAGCCCGGUUCCCGGCUCUCCCACUCACUCGCCCUCUCCCUCUCUGUCCUGUGACAACCUUCCCUGCGCUCUGCCGAGAGACAGGCUUUCCUCGGAGCGGGGCUCUAGGUCUGACUGCGUGGGAGAAGACCCCCUGUCCUUGUCCUCCUCAUCCGGAAGUAAAAGUAAAAUCCCUCGUCCUGUAAGUGCGACGUUUCUGCCAGAGCAGCUCAGUGGAAGAUUUUUGCCUCGGCCGCCUCCUGGGAAACCACCCGUCCGUCCAUGUGUGGACAGCAGGCGGCGGCGUUUGAGGGUGCGUGCCAGCAGCACCAGCGAUGCGGACUUUCUGGCCAGCCUGACCCAGCUGAUGCAGGACCGAGGCGGGAUGCUCUUCAGCCCCCCUCCUCGCCCUCGCAGCUCCUCCUCCUCCCUGCAGCGCUCAUUAAGCUCCUCCCCCUCCCGACAGGAGCUCCGCGAGAGCGGGGCUCUGCAGGGGCGCAGUCGCUCGCCUUCGAGCCUGUCGGGCUCCCCUCCCCCUCGAUACGCUCAGCCGCAGGACAGGGCCCCAUCGGGGCCGGGUCAGUGGGGCCUCGGCUCCAGAGGGAAAGCUCCGCUCUAUGAGGGUAAAGCCUUUGGAAAAUUGACUCGAUGACUGCAUUCUUACACAACUGACUGAUCCUAAAUGUGCACCUGUGGGGUGAGGCUCACCUCCCCCCCCAUGCCCUGAUAGCAUGUGUAAAUAUAACAUUUACUGAAAGGAAUGUACUGUAUGUAAUGUAAAAUGUAUGAUAAAAUGUAUUUAUUUAUUUAUUCGGAUGUGAACCAGAAAAAAGUGGAGAAAAUCUUGAUUGCCAACUUUUACCUCUCAUUUCCCUCCUCCAUUUAAAACUGUUUAGGCCUAAUGAGACCAAAACAAUCAUGUUUAAUACUUGAGAUGUAAAAAAAAAAAAAAAUUCUAACUGUAGAUAUGUACUAUUAGGGCAAAAUAGAUCACUAAAUAUUUAAACCAUGUAUUCACUGUAGAAACACUAUAACGGUAAAGAACAAUCAGUAUAUGUAAAUCGGCAUUCACGUGCAGAGCCAGAGCAUGCAGCAUACAGUCUCUCUCUCGUAAAACUGCUAAUCCUAGUAUUCAGUAAUGAGCUGCUCAUUUUGGCUUAUCUUAGUGUUGAUGUUUGCUUUUACUUUACUAGAAAGAAAAUCUCACGCAGCCAUCAGCUUCUAAGAAUGUACGUUAAGAGCACUACUGUAAACAUGCAUGAGAAUCCCUGCAAACAUUGUUUUUUUUAUGUAUUUGUACAAUCUCCUGAAGCAUCUGUGUUUUGUUGAACUGGUUCUGAUCAAAACCAUGUGAAUGUUUUAAGACUUUUGUUUCUAGGGCUGCAAGAGGAGUGGGUGGGAUGAACUGUGGUUUGCCCCCUAUGAGGAGAGAAAGGUUGAGAAAAUGUAGAAAUGAAUAGAAACAAAACGGAUGUUUCGAUAAAGGUACAUUUGACCAGUCCAGCUGAUUCGUUGGUCUAAGCAGAGGGAGUUCUUGAAUGAAAUGAAAGAAAUUGAUAAGAAGAGACUGGUGACACUGAUUUUACCUUAUACAUUAUAUAUUUAAUAUAAUUGGUAUUCAAUCCUUAGAAGUAAUUAAAAUCUUGCGGUUUUCCCAC
Messenger RNA from Girardinichthys multiradiatus, 4182 nucleotides. RefSeq names its product tau tubulin kinase 2b (gene ttbk2b). Gene Ontology annotation, cellular component: ciliary basal body; cytoplasm; nucleus. Gene Ontology annotation, biological process: cilium assembly; peptidyl-serine phosphorylation; signal transduction. Gene Ontology annotation, molecular function: ATP binding; protein serine/threonine kinase activity. The record is from RefSeq and is a predicted model, not a curated record. The coding region runs from base 276 to 3176 and encodes 966 amino acids. The transcript has 15 exons. NCBI's taxonomy places the organism in Eukaryota, Metazoa, Chordata, Actinopteri, Cyprinodontiformes, Goodeidae.